CAGAUAUUAUAAUACCUCUAUAUUUGGGCAUUCUUGAUGAAGAGUUAAACGAAGAUCGUAUUUCAUACAUACUAAUACAAGUUAAAAAUCACUCUACUAAUAAUAGAGGUUAUGAAUAUUUAAAAUCUGCAACUACUUGUCUGUCGCCAGCUUAUAUAGGCAUUGAGGAUCUACCGUAUAUGCCAUUUUUGUCGUUGUAUUUGCAAUUAGGUGCAAAAUCAGAGCUAGCUGACGUUCCGUCAAAGUCUACUACAACACGUAAUAUGGAUUCGUGCAAACGUAAAAUUGCAAAAGUACUAGAAGAUUAUGAAACGGAUGCUGAAAGAACAGGAAAGGAAUUUAUCAAGAAGAUUAGACAUGGAAAGAAGGAAGAUUCGGAUGCUUCAAGUGCUGAAAUCAAAGAGUUCCGAGAGUAUUUUCAGAUUUCGCUUGGAUUGUUUGGAUUAUCAUCGGACAUUUACAAUUGCUUAGGGCAGUCUACACCAGUUUCUAGAACCUCAUCAUCGACCAAGGUUAAUGAUCUCACAAAUAGCCUUAAACAUUUAUUGUCUGCUUGGGUUGAUCCCGUGAUGGGAGAAAGUCAAGAAACAAUGGAGAUAGUUAAAC
Molecule: messenger RNA, 606 nt
Organism: Racocetra fulgida
Lineage: Eukaryota; Fungi; Glomeromycota; Glomeromycetes; Diversisporales; Gigasporaceae
Source: the annotation of a GenBank genome assembly